UGGGUCACCAGGCAUCAGGUCAUUUGCCUUGCCAGCGGGCACUGCGUCAUCUGGCAAGGCAGUGGGCACCGGGUCACCAGGCAUUGGAUCGUCUGGCUCGACAGCGGGCAUCGGGUCACCAGGUAUGACAGCGGGCACUGGGUCACCAGGCAUCAGGUCAUUUGGCUCGCCAGCGGGCACCGCGUCAUCUGGCAAGGCAGUGGGCACCGAGUCACCAGGUACCGGAUCGUCUGGAUCAACAGCGGGUAUCGAGUCAACUGGCCUAAUAGGAUCAUCAGGCUGGAUCAGUUCAUCAGGCUGAGUAGAGGCACCAGG
This is a messenger RNA of Staurois parvus, 315 nucleotides long. The record is from the annotation of a GenBank genome assembly. Lineage: Eukaryota; Metazoa; Chordata; Amphibia; Anura; Ranidae.